Misgurnus anguillicaudatus (oriental weatherfish) is the source of this 1506-nucleotide messenger RNA. Its product is annotated as transcription factor HES-5. The record is from RefSeq and is a predicted model, not a curated record. Gene Ontology annotation, molecular function: protein dimerization activity; DNA binding. Gene Ontology annotation, biological process: regulation of DNA-templated transcription. Lineage: Eukaryota; Metazoa; Chordata; Actinopteri; Cypriniformes; Cobitidae.
CAUACAGUUUUGCAAAAUUAUCAAACAAAAUCUUAAAUUUGUGGACAAUUUGCAAAACAUACAGUUUAGUCUAUGGCUAUAUCACUCCCCAGAGGCAACAGGACAAUUUUGGACCUUGUGUGAAGAACACAAUAAAGGGUGCUUUAAAGAAGACCAAAGAAACAUGUCAAUGUGCGGUCACUAAGAUCACUUUACGAGGUCACAAAUUUCCCACAUUUACAGGGUACUAGCUGAAUCAGUCUCAUUGCUCUCAAAACAGCUCUCCACCUGCUCCCCAGAGACGUCCUUAUUGUGUUAGAGCAAUAAGAGCUUCACUAACCAUGUGGCAGCUUGAAUGCACCCAUUGGCUGGAGACUGUGAGAACCUCGAGCACACUCCAGACUCACACAUUCAUAUGGAGAUUUGGGAGUAUAAAUAGAGGAGAGGAGGGAGAGAGAGAUCAGAUCUGAUCCUGACGGAGAACUGAACAGAACAGACACAGUCAUGGCACCUACAAUCAGUGAACCAAUGAUCUACACUGCAGGACAAACUUCACUUACACAUAAGCUGAGAAAGCCAAUAGUAGAGAAGAUUCGUCGAGAACGUAUCAACAGCAGCAUUGAGAAGCUCAAGUCUCUUCUGGGCCAAGAGUUCCUGAAACAACAGCCCGACUCCAGACAGGAGAAAGCUGAUAUCUUGGAGAUGACCCUUGAGUUUUUCAGACGACAGCAGCAAUCCCAGAAUCCCUCCACCUGCUCUCCUGCAGUUAAUGAUGGUUACUCCAGAUGUGUACAGGAGUCCAUCAACUUCCUGACUCAGUGUCAAGUGCAGACCGAGUCUCACAGAAGACUCCUGAAGAUCUUCCUCAACAUGAAGCCUUCAACAGAGAAGACGACGACACGUGUCCUGUCCCAGCUCAAUUCAGCGGUCUGUCAGAGCAGCAGCACAGAGAAAACUUCAACUUGCUGUCAACUCUGGAGACCUUGGUAGAGUCACAUGAAGGACACUUUAUGAUUUAUGAAACCGAAUUCAAGAUGCCAGUCUGAGAUUGGCAUGGACUGUAAUUCAAAUGUAGGAAUUGAUUUCCAGCUCUGCUGCAUUGGCAGAAUGUUUAAAUACUUUCAGAGAAAGUCAAAUUGUGUAUGGCAUUAUUGUUUUGUCAGAAUAUUACAUUCGUGAAAUGUAAGAUUUAAUGUAAAGACAUUUGAGUUUCUACAAGCUUUUCACCCAUAUUGGGUUUAUUUGUUCUGCAUCUAUGUUUAAACUGCUUUCAUUUACUGAAAGAAUUUAAUUUACAUUUUUUCAAUUAUUUGAAAUAUGUCUAAUGUUCUCAUUUUAUGUGAGAAAUGUUUCUUCUUUUGAAAGAUAUUUUAUUGUGCGUUGAAAGCACAAGUUUAUUUUGUUUGCAUGUGUUUACAUGACUGGACAUUUUCCCUGUAAAGGGUGGAUGUAUAAACUCACGUGUAGUGAUUUACAUUUCUACUGUCUUCUGUGAAGGCAUUCUGUGUGUGCACUACUUCAUACUGA